AUGACGACAAGACGUGGCCACGAAGAGAUUUAUUCUAUCCGAUUACCGACUCAAGCACUCUCGUAUGAACAUUUACCUCUAGGAUCUCGAAUUUUUAGAGAGGGAGAAUUUCAACCUGAUCUAUCCAAUAAUAUUGUUCCAUUGAUGCUGGACGAGGUUGAUGAGUCCUUGAUUCGGAAGGUGGAAAUCAACCCAUCUAUUCAUAUCCACAAAAUAAUUUCUGGUAAAUCUCAUUCUCAUAUUAUAACGAUGGAUGGUAUGGUGUUAUCAUUUGGAACGAAUUAUUUUGGAGAAUUAUGUUGUGGAUUUUGUGGACCUUUAGUAUUUAAACAAGAUCUUUUCCCAAACAAUAUAAAGCACAAACAUCAGAAUGAAAGUAAUAACUCUUCAAGGAACGGUCAUCCUAAAGGAAUGAUUCAAGCCGUAGGCCCAAUUUCGAACAUGAAAAUUGUGGAUGGAGCGUGUGGAAUGAAUCAUUCCAUUUUCGUAAGUCAAGAUGGCAGAGUAUUUUUGAAUGGAAAAUCCCAAAUGAAAUACAUUACUUCGAAUACUAACAGAUCAUGGGACAAUAUUUCUACUCCAAUGGAAGUAGAUCAAGAGAGCUGUUUUGGGAGUAAGAAGCAAAUUAUUUCCGUAGCAGCACGUAACUCUACAUCAUUGGUGUUAACAUCCAAUGGAGAAAUUUAUGAGAGCGUAAUUGGUACCCUUGGUGAGGUACUACCUACUUGGACUCGGGUGAUCGUACAUGAUUGGAGAAUGACUCAACCUGUAAAGUUGUUUAGUCAUUUUCUAAGCUUUUUCUCUUCAGUGCUGAACCAAGAUGGUCACGUUUCUGUGGUUUCAGAUAAAGAGCUAAACUUGUAUAACACUUCAGAUGUCGAAUAUAUUAUCCAUGGAAGUCACUGUAACGUGGUUCUCAAGCUACGCAAUAGGGGAUUUUUUAUAAGGCGGAACGAUGAUUGGUUGGAUAUUGGAAGACUUGUAAGAACGAAUGAUGAAGUAAUUUCAAUGGGUAUUUGUGAGCAUAGUACUUUAUUCAUUUAUACGCGACUUGGAAACUGUUUAUAUUGUGACAAGUCUAACACAUGGCAUGCAUUGGGAACGCUUGAGUUUUCCGUCCCAUCACAUAUUCAAAUUUCGGCAUCUCGAUUCAGAUCAUAUAUCUAUAGGACAGCAUUCUCAUGGGAAAUGGUAUGUGCUCACAUUGAAAAAUCCUUUCCUUGCUUUAGGAAAAUGUGUGUGAGUAGUGUUGGUGAGCAACAUCAUGAUGGUAUCCUUAUGCUUUCUGAUGUCGUUAUUAAGAUGACAUCAUGA
Molecule: messenger RNA, 1314 nt
Organism: Naegleria lovaniensis
Lineage: Eukaryota; Heterolobosea; Eutetramitea; Acrasida; Naegleriidae
Exons: 1
Coding region: 1-1314 (437 amino acids)
Source: RefSeq, a predicted model, not a curated record